Molecule: messenger RNA, 1046 nt
Organism: Oppia nitens
Lineage: Eukaryota; Metazoa; Arthropoda; Arachnida; Sarcoptiformes; Oppiidae
Gene: Coq4
Product: ubiquinone biosynthesis protein COQ4 homolog, mitochondrial-like
Exons: 4
Coding region: 58-981 (307 amino acids)
Biological process (GO): ubiquinone biosynthetic process
Cellular component (GO): mitochondrial inner membrane; mitochondrion
Source: RefSeq, a predicted model, not a curated record
AGCAUUUACUGUUUGUUUUGAUUUGAUUUUAGAGACAAAUAAAAUAGUUACAGACAGAUGUCGUCCAAACAAUUGAUAUCAAGACUGAUGCCAUGGAUUUCCGGUAAUUAUCGGCAACCGAUGAUUGCCAGACAUGUGUCCGCAAUGUGUUGUCGGAGGCCAUCGUUUGAUCGCUUUUAUGGCACUCAUCGCCAACAACAACAACAACAGACAUUUACUGCAGAAACUUCAGAUGCAAGCGAUCAGUCUUCUGACGAUGAAUACGAUGGACAACAACAUGACAGCAGUGAUGAACCAAUUAUCAGUUUAUAUGACACACAUAUCCCGACAACAGUAACACAGAAAGUGUUGCUAUCAGUUGGGUCGGCCAUUGCCGCUAUCACUGAUCCCUACAGAGAUGAUAUGAUCGCCGUUUUCGGUGAAACGACCGGAUAUUUGGCGCUACAAAAGAUGCACAAACAGAUGUUGAGUGAUGACGAGGGCCGACAAAUACUGGAAGACAAACCACGAAUAAACUCGACAACUAUAGACAUUGAUAGGUUGGCCACACUGCCCGACGGAACUUUUGGCCGACAAUAUUAUAAUUGGUUGACUAUAAAUAAUGUAACUCCCGAUAGUCGACAACCCGUCAAGUUUGUAGAUGACGUCCACUUGGCGUAUGUUAUGCAACGCUAUCGUGAAGUACAUGACAUGAUUCACGCGGUGCUCGGAAUGCCGACCAAUAUGUUGGGCGAAGUUCUGGUCAAAUGGAUUGAAGCCAUACAGACUGACCUUCCUAUGUGUUGGUCGGCUGGUCUGUUCGGUGCCGUACGGCUGGCACCGAAGCAACGAAAAAACUAUGUAACCAUUGGACUCCCGUGGGCGCUAAAGUGCGGACACGAAGCCCGGUCACUAAUUUGUAUCUAUUAUGAAAAAAGAUUUGAACAAAACUUGGAUGACUUGAGACGGGAGCUUAAAAUACCACAAAUUCCUAAAUUUUAAUUAUAAAUUAUUAAAUUUUUUAAAUAUAUCGGUAAUAAUAUUUUAGAUUCAAAUGUAAACUAUAG